AAAAUGGAGUUUUGGAGGCGGAAGUGAUUUAAUUUUCACAUUUUCAGGAAUAAAAAUGGAAAUAUCAAGCGAAAUACUCGAGAGUUUGCAGUUUGCAGGCGAUAGUGCCCAUAUACCAGACAAGUGCUUCCCAGCUCUAGUCAGGAAAGUUUGUGAAUGCGCCUUAAACAACCGCAGCAGGAAUGCAAUUGCUGGUGAUGGUCAGUUCUCAGCCAUAGAUCAAGCCAUCCUGAAGGAAACUUCAUCUGCUUUGUUGGCAAUCAUUGUAGAGGCAGCCAAACAUGAUGCCAGUAUAUCAACAAUUGGAGGCGUAUUAGAGGACUGUAAAUUCAGUACAGACAGAGUCAAUUCAUUUAAUUCCAUUUACUCGGAAAUUAAACCACAGAUGCAAAUUUUGUUGAGCAGCGUCGGGAAUAAUUCACCUCAUGUUGUUGAUGUCGACUGGAGAUUAGAUUACUACAUCAAGAACAACCAUGUAGAGAGAAUAUGUCAACCAACCUACCUUAUCAACCUAAAAACCGAGGAAUGUGGAGCACCAGGAACCAAGGAUGUCCAGUUCGAAUGCACAGCAGAACAACUCCAGGAUUUGGUGGGAAAGUUAAAGGACGCUUCAAAGUGUAUGGAAAAACUAAGUCAGACCUGAUGUGGAUGAUCGUUGAUACUCUAAAAACAAUAGAAAUGGACUGUUGAGAUUGUAACUUGAAGAAUAAAAGGAAAAUGUGUGAGGACAGUUCGUCCUUUAAUCUCACAAAUGAAAUAAAUGAUUCCAUUCAGGAUUCCAUUCCACACAAAUGUAUCUUUUGUGCUACUGUGGUAUAUUAAUGCAAUGGAUUAUUGGCUUGAUUUUGGCAGGAAUUAUUCUUUGGUUACAAGAACCUAGUUUGUUAUUGUCUAUUCAAUCAUUAAAGUGUAUGUUAUUGUACACCUAGUAUAAAGAAAUUAUUAAAAUUUUCGCCACAGCAUUCACUUCUGCUGUAAUGUAGUCCACAGAUUGUUCCUAGUGCAUGCACUUUCUUUUGCUUUGAAAUACAUAUAAUUGUGUCUGAUGUAUAUUUAGUCAUCUUCGCAAAAUCAAAUGCAAUAGUCUGCUUAGCCUUAUCAAUGAACUUUAGGUCAUUUAGGCAUGAUCAAAAAAUCUAAAUAAUUAUUUUUGUAUUUUAAGAAGAAGAUUGUCUCAAUCUUUGUAUGAUAAGGUCACAUGUAAGUACAGAUGAACAAUAUGAAUAUGCUAAUCAA
Molecule: messenger RNA, 1236 nt
Organism: Lineus longissimus
Lineage: Eukaryota; Metazoa; Nemertea; Pilidiophora; Heteronemertea; Lineidae
Product: COMM domain-containing protein 3-like
Exons: 6
Coding region: 56-643 (195 amino acids)
Biological process (GO): sodium ion transport
Source: RefSeq, a predicted model, not a curated record